AUGGACAACCUCUACAACACGUCGUCCAUCUUGACGCUGCAAGGUUUUAAUCUCUCCUCUCAAGCUAUCAUUCCUGCAUUUCUUUUUGCAAGUCUAAGCUACAUGAUCAUACUUUUCUGCAACCUUGUGCUUAUCCUCACCAUUGUCCUGCACAAAUGUCUCCACCAGCCCAUGUAUUUGAUUCUGCUCAAUCUUCCCAUCAACGAUCUCUUGGGCUCUACGGCACUCUUCCCACAGGUCAUUAAGGAAAUACUGUUCGACACCAAGACCAUGAAUUACUCAGCUUGUGUCGCCCAGGCUUUUGUUAUUCACAUCUAUGGAGUGGGCGCUGUGUUUAUUCUGACUGCUAUGGCAUAUGAUAGAUACAUUGCCAUAUGUUGCCCACUGAAAUACAAAACUAUUAUGACUAAUGGUCACAUUAUGAAAAUAAUUACAAUAAUUUGGCUGAUUAAUUUAACUUUAAUGGGUGUGCUGUUUCUGCUGCUGUUGCGUUUACCUCGCUGUAGAUCUCUAAUGACACACAGCUACUGCGACAACCCCUCACUGCUCAGUCUGGUCUGUGCAAACACAACCAUCAAUAACAUUUAUGGCCUCAGUACAGUCGCCAUUACACAGGUGAUAGUUAAUGCAACUAUUCUGUACACGUACCUUCAAAUCCUUAUUGCAUGCUUCAAAAGCAAACGAUCCGACACAAGAGCUAAAGCCAUGCAGACGUGUGCAACUCAUUUGAUAGUUUUCCUCCUGUUGGAGUGCCUUGGGCUUUUCACCAUCAUAUCAUACAGGCUGAGGAACCUCUCGCCACAUUUAAGGAGAUUCAUAGGUGUUUCAACGUUAAUUUUCCCCCCUACAUUGAAUCCAAUCAUCUAUGGACUGAGAACACAAGAAAUUCGGGAGAAAAUAGUAAAAAUUUUCAGCAGAAUGAUCUCUCCACUAUAG
Molecule: messenger RNA, 936 nt
Organism: Myripristis murdjan (pinecone soldierfish)
Lineage: Eukaryota; Metazoa; Chordata; Actinopteri; Holocentriformes; Holocentridae
Product: olfactory receptor 52E4-like
Exons: 1
Coding region: 1-936 (311 amino acids)
Biological process (GO): detection of chemical stimulus involved in sensory perception of smell; G protein-coupled receptor signaling pathway
Cellular component (GO): membrane
Molecular function (GO): odorant binding; G protein-coupled receptor activity; olfactory receptor activity
Source: RefSeq, a predicted model, not a curated record